AUGGUCAAACCAUUGGGCUUGCCGAGGGACUCUCUCGAACGUCGACGCGGCGGUCGUGGUGGACCAGCACCUCGUCGCGACCGUAUGGAGAGCGGUGAGCGGGUAGCCAAUCGCAUGAAAAACGACUAUAACAGUCAAUUCAAGAACAAGGGCUCGAACAAGUCAGGAUCCACUGGAGGACGUGUAGAGAAGAAGAAGAAGGGGUUCAACCCGAUGGCGAAGGCGCAUAUGGGAUCGGAUGCUUAUAAAGGACAUGCUAAGAAACUGAAGGCAGAGCUGAUUCACAAGGCCAAGGUCAAGAAGGAUUUCGCCAAGGUGUUGAAGAAGGAAGAGGAGAAUACCCCAGAGUUCUACAAGAAGAUCUUUGGCGAAAAGACAAUUGACAACGAGGGAAACGUUAUCGCAUACAAGAACGAUGACGCUCCAGAAGCCGAGGAUGAUGCCGAAGAAAUGAGUGGAAGCAGCGAUGACGAGGAUAUGCAGGGAUUAGGAUCUGACGAGGAUGAGGAGGACGAAAAUGAGGAAGAUGAGGUGGAAUCUGAAGAAGAGAAGCAAUCCAAAAAAUCAAAGAAGGGAGUGGCAUCAACAUCCGCAACAGCGAAACCCGGAAAACAGGAAGACGGCAGUUUUGUGCGCGCACCUAAGCCAAACCCCUUCAAAGCUGCGAUUGAGAAGCGUGAGGCCGAGAAGAAGGCCAUUCAGGAAGCCCGAGAGCGCGUACAACGUGAGAGGGCUCUGGCCAAGAAGGGCCGAGAUGCAUACUACGCAAACCGUGAAAAGACAACGAAGAAGAUGCGUGAAAAGACACCCAGCGGACAACCCGUCCUUGCCAACCAGAUUAAGAUGAUGCUCGGCAAGAUCAAAGAGGAUGUCAAGGAGAACACAACGCGCGCACCGGUUCAGAGAUGGGGUGGACGUGGCGGUCGCAAAUCUGCGGGACGCGGAACUGCUAGGGGUGCCAAGAAAGGGACUUCGAGUGCACAUCGUUGA
Gamsiella multidivaricata is the source of this 990-nucleotide messenger RNA. RefSeq lists its product as uncharacterized. Bases 1 to 990 code for a protein of 329 amino acids. The transcript is spliced from 4 exons. Lineage: Eukaryota; Fungi; Mortierellomycota; Mortierellomycetes; Mortierellales; Mortierellaceae. The record is from RefSeq and is a predicted model, not a curated record.